Colletotrichum higginsianum IMI 349063 is the source of this 1347-nucleotide messenger RNA. Its product is annotated as Glucan 4-alpha-glucosidase. The record is from RefSeq and is a predicted model, not a curated record. The transcript has a single exon. The coding region runs from base 1 to 1347 and encodes 448 amino acids. NCBI's taxonomy places the organism in Eukaryota, Fungi, Ascomycota, Sordariomycetes, Glomerellales, Glomerellaceae.
AUGACUACCCAGACCGGCACUGCCUCGAGGAGGCCCAAGUUGUCUUUGUCCAUCAAAACAUCGCCGGCGCCUCACACGAGCAUCAACAAGUCCCUGUCUGUCGUCGACCCCAAGGACCCGACCGCUUUCAACACCCUCUCCAAUGUCUAUGCCACCGCCAUUGAGCGGUCGACGUCCGAGCCGCUAACUGCCAUCAACACUUUGCAACAGCAACCUCCGCACUUGCAAAAAGGAUCGAAGGCUCCUCCCCAGCUACGCAUACAAACACCCUGCGCCGUCUCAUACCCCGAGACACCCUUGACCGCCCAUCCCAUGUCUCCCGGUGUUGCCAUGGAGGUGGUAUUCCCGAGCACCAUGACGGCGACCCCGCCGCUGUCAGCCGGUCCCGUAGACUCGAACGGCCCUCAGAUGUUUGGGUUCUCUCCCAUCGACACCAAGACCCCGUUGACAGCGAUUGGGUUCAUCACGCCCCCAGAGCCGCGUUCUAUACGGAGGCGGACCAACCUUUCGCUAGCGGGAUCAAAGCUGCCAUACACACACCCUCGCUCACUCCACAGUAUCCUCCGCAACUCGCCUCUUCCUCCCCCGAGUGCCAAAACGCCCAUUUCGCCACGGCGCCAGUCCCUGCGCUUGCAAGAAAAGGCAGCCCGCCGCGUGGCCUACAACAGCCCGAUCGAGCAGACCAUCAUCACCGAGACUUAUACCAAAUCCCACAUCGACUUGCUCACCGACGACGUGUCGCCGGCGUCACCGGCGCCGACGCAAGAGCCAAACACGGUCCUGGACCUUGCCAUGGCUUUCACGAGCGACGAAACGCGCGACGGCGGCAUGACCCCGGGGCCGUUCGAGGAGAUGCGGCGACGGAUGGCCGGGCUGGCAGCCAACUCACCACCGGUCAGCCCGUCGGGCGGGAUCAGGAAGCGGAAGCGCAAGGAAAAGAAGCGCCGCUGGGUCUGGACCAUUGGAAACCAGGAGGAGGACGAAGAGAAUCUGGGCGGGGCGGUGGCGGCGUUGCGGGCGGCCGAAGCGGCGGCACAAAUGUCAGAGCCUGCUCGGAAGAGGCCCACAGCGCCGCCGGUGGUGGAAGUGCAGACCUGCGGCGACCUUCCGACGCCCAGCGUCGAGACGUUCGAAGAGGCUGGCGACGUCGAGAUGUCGGACAGCAGCAGCGUCUCGUGCAGCGAUCGGGGGCUAACACCGGGGGAUAUGGAGAUUGACCUGACGACGCCGACAGUGCCCAGGCGCCUCGUGUCCCAGAGCGACCGACUGGGGUCGGCGGACCUCAUCAACCCUGAAACCGGGAGCAGGCGGGACACGCCCAUACCUCCCGAUAUGGUGGUUCAUUGA